AUGAAUAGCAAGCCAAAGUCUAAGCGGGAAAAGGCUCGGCGGUGGUUUAGUGGCCAGUCGCGUGCUUCAGGCUCAGUCAACGAUGAUCGUGCAGAUACCUCUAGUGAACAUAGCACAAAUAUCUCGACUAGUAAAUCACCCUCUCGUACCGCUAUGUUUUCCCGUUUGUUCGGAUCUAAGAGUGGGACAUGGGCUGGGUUGCGGGUGUCGCUCAAAACCCUGAGGGACACCCCUGCCAUGUUUGGCCCCCUUGUCUCGGCAGCCAGCAUACUUCUUGAAUGCUUUGACACCGUCGAGGCGGUUGCAAGAAACCAGCAAGACUACGAAGAACUAGCAGCCGAGCUUGAUGUACUCACUAAAUCACUUUUGACCACCCAUAAAGGAGCGGGUUUAGGCUCAUCUACUGACUGUAUAGCUGGAAUCGCAAUUGCUAUCGAGCGGGAGGCAAGAGAGAUCAAAAACAAGACCGAGCAUAGCGCUGGGAGACGGGUCCUGAUGGCAAACGCGGACGAGCAAGACCUGAUGAGGCGGUAUGGGCGGAUACAGUCGCUAUUCCGGCAGCUUCAGGCCAACGUCGGGAUGAGCACCUGGGCUAAUACUAACGAGCUAAUUAUGGAUGCCCGACUUGCAAAGUUGAGUGCGGAGAAGAAAGCAACCUACAACUCCCUGCUGUCUGCCUCGACCAACAGGCGGACAUGCACCGAAGGCACACGAGUCAGCAUCCUCUCCAAGCUCGAACGUUGGGUGUCUGCCCCGGACCAAAAGGCGGUGUACUGGAUGAGCGGAAUGGCCGGCACCGGCAAGACCACCAUCGCAUGCACCUUUGCCAAAUGGCUCGAGACCGAAAAACUCCUAGCAGCGAGCUUCUUCUGCACAAGGACGUCUGCCGACUGCCGCGACGUAACUCGGAUCGUACCGACAGUGGCAUACCAGCUCGCACGGUACUGCAUCCCGUUCCAGUCGGCACUAUGCGACGUUCUCGGACGCGACCCAGACUUAGGAACGAAGGACAUCAGGACGCAGUUCGAACGGCUGCUAGUCGACCCACUGAACCAAAUCAAGAACGACAUACCGAGCAACCUGGUGGUGGUGAUCGAUGCGCUGGACGAGUGCGACGACCAACGAGGGGUGGAACAAGUACUGGAUAUACUGUUCAAGCACGCCAGUCAGCUGCCGAUCAGGUUCUUCGUGACGAGUCGACCCGAGGCGGAGAUCUACACGACAAUGACGAUACACGCAACGUCACGCGCGGCGAUAUACCUACACGACAUCGAAAAGUCACUGGUCAGCGCAGAUAUCCAGUUAUACCUAAAGCAGGAGCUUGGUUCGAGGAUCCACGAGCUGUCGACUGAAGUACUCGAGCAGCUAGUGGACAGAUCGGGGGUGUUAUUCAUCUAUGCGGCUACCCUGGUUCGAUAUAUCUGCUUCACGGCUUCCAAGGUCGACCCCUACCAACGACUGAAGUCGGUGCUGGGUUUGACCGCCGAGUCAGGCAGAGAAAACUCACCGAUCGAUGCACUAUAUACAGCGGUACUAAAAUCGGCGCUUGAAGACGGAAGGCUGGGAGGAUCGGAGAAAGAGACUGUGCGCGCGGUGCUACGGACGGUGCUGUUUGCCCAAGAGCCGAUAUCACUCGAGACGAUUGCGGCACUAUCCAAAGUCGACGGAACGCGGCAAGUGGAAUACGCGCUGAAUGCGCUCCGCUCCGUGCUGCACCAUUCGGAGGCUACAAACCUGGUGACCACGCUGCAUGUAUCGAUUCCGGACUUCAUGUUCAGCCAGGCUCGGUCAGGCCAAUACCACUGCGACGUCAAGGAGCAUAGUCCAGGGCUGGCGAGUCGAUGCUUUGGGGUGAUGAAGGACCAGCUACGGUUCAACAUAUGCGACCUGCCAUCGUCAUUCAUACGCGACAGCCAGGUCGACAACAUACAGGUCCGAAUCAAGACCAAGAUCUCGUCGACACUGGCGUAUGCAUGCCGCUACUGGCCAAGUCAUCUAGUUCAGACGACGGUGUCGGAAGACAUGGUGACGGCGCUGAAGGAGUUCCUAUCCGCUCGGCUGCUGUUCUGGAUGGAGGAAUCGGCGUCUGAAUUGUCUGAGGUGGGGCAAUGGGUCGACGAUGCCAGCAACUUCUGCACCAGCUAUGCCGCCAGCCCAGCGUCGCAAUCCACUCCACAUAUCUACAUCUCAUGCCUGCCUUUCUGUCCUCGGUCGAGCUCGGUAUAUACGCACUACUGGCAUCGGAUGCAAGGGCUGCUGGAGCUGAAGGGAAGCCUGAUGGACCGCAGAGACCCAGCCUCAGUGGCAACCUGGAACAUGGGCUCGCCAGUAUACUCGGUGACGUACUCGGUGGAUGGGAGUCGAGUGGCAGUGGGAUGCGAAGACGGAACAGUGAGCACACGGAACGCAUACGAUGGCACGGUGGUUGUUGGGCCAUUCCAGGCUCACACCGACCGGGUGCGUUCGGCGGUGUUCUCGCGUGAUGGCAUGCUUAUUGCGUCUGGGUCAGAUGAUCGCACGAUCCGCGUGUGGGACGUGUGCACCGGAAGUCCCGUUGCCGGCCCAUUCCAGGGUCACAUCCACUGGGUCCUCUCGGUCUCGUUCUCACCCGACAGCAAGCGCAUAGUCUCUGGCUCCCAGGACAAGACCGUUUGUAUAUGGAGCGCAGUCGAUGGCACACUGCUUUGCGGCCCAUUGCACGGUCAUAUCGGAUCGGUCCGCUCCGUGACGUACUCGCCCGACGGCACUCUCAUUGCCUCUGCCUCCUUCGACAACACGAUCCGACUGUGGUGCUCGGACGACGGCACUCCUGCUGCUUCGCCGCUUCAAGGCCAUACCAGCUAUGUCUACUCCGUUGUAUUCAGUCCUGAUGGCACUUUGCUUGUCAGCGGGUCAGAAGACAUGACCGUUCGUGUGUGGAGGGUGUCUGAUGGGUUGGCUGUCACCACUCCGUUUCAGGGCCAUACAAGUGGCGUCACCUCGGUGGCAGUGUCGGCUGAUGGCACACUUGCUGUCUCUGGCUCUGAUGAUUGUACUGUGCGAGUGUGGAGGAUCGCCGAUGGGUCGCUUGCUGCCGGUCCGUUUUUUGGCCAAAGCGGGAGGAUUUGGUCAGUUGGGUACUCACCGGAUGGGACUCGAGUUAUCGCUGGCUCUUAUGAUCGAACGGUGCGAGUGUGGAAUGUGCGCGAGGGCAUAGUGCCUUCUCCCUCAUCAGAUCAUGUUCUACCCAAAAUUAGAUCCCUCUGGUUCUCACCCGACCAUGGCUACGUAUUGACCGAAUCGGACAAGGAUGAAAUGCAGAUGUGGGAUGUUUCAAAUGGUACAUCUCAGCCAGCACCAUCCGAGAUGCAGCCUCCCGGCCCGCCAUCUCACGUAACAUCUCCCGACAGCUCAUGCACUGCCCAAGCGGAUUCGUAUGGAAGGCUAGUAAAGGUUAUGCGGGCGGAUGAUGGGACUGUGGCUGCUGGGCCGUUUGAGCCCGCCCCUCGAGUAUGGCAGUUUACGGACGAUAGUGCCCUUGUCAUUGUGGGUUCCGAGGACGGCACGAUCCGAGGCGUAUCUCUGCAAACUGGAGAGACCGUAUACCGAUUACGUUCUGCUGGGGACGACUAUGUUGACCUGAUUGCACAAUGCUUGGAUGGCUCACUUCUUGCGUCCGUUGACGACAAUUCCUACUCCAGUCGUAGCCUACGAGUCUGGAGUACAACCUCGCCUAUUCUGCAUCACGAAACCGGGCUCUAUCAGGCCCAAUAA
Messenger RNA from Rhizoctonia solani, 3753 nucleotides. Its product is annotated as Vegetative incompatibility protein HET-E-1. Gene Ontology annotation, molecular function: protein binding. The transcript has 7 exons. NCBI's taxonomy places the organism in Eukaryota, Fungi, Basidiomycota, Agaricomycetes, Cantharellales, Ceratobasidiaceae. The record is from RefSeq and is a predicted model, not a curated record. The coding region runs from base 1 to 3753 and encodes 1250 amino acids.